This is a messenger RNA of Humulus lupulus (European hop), 4166 nucleotides long. RefSeq names its product cellulose synthase A catalytic subunit 6 [UDP-forming]. The transcript has 14 exons. Gene Ontology annotation, biological process: cellulose biosynthetic process; plant-type primary cell wall biogenesis. Gene Ontology annotation, molecular function: cellulose synthase (UDP-forming) activity. NCBI's taxonomy places the organism in Eukaryota, Viridiplantae, Streptophyta, Magnoliopsida, Rosales, Cannabaceae. Bases 413 to 3679 code for a protein of 1088 amino acids. The record is from RefSeq and is a predicted model, not a curated record. Gene Ontology annotation, cellular component: plasma membrane; trans-Golgi network.
CACCCUCUGUGUCUUUCUCUUUGUUUCUCUCUCUUCUUCAUCUCCUUCUCUCUUACGCGUCGUAGUUUUAUGACCACAUUAAGGACCAGCCAGGUUGCAGAUGAGAUUUGGCUUGUGAAGGAAUCAAUUUACUAGCACGCCUUCUACUACUCUUUUCUCUUCUUUUGUUAUAUGUAAUAUUUUUUGCUAUUUGAAAGUACAUUUUUUCCCCAUACAUUUUGGUUUUUUUUUGCUUCUAUGUGGGGUUUGGAUGCCCUUCAUGGGUAUUGAACAGACUCGCCUGAAGCGAAAACAUGGAUCUUUAGACGGGUUGGGGCCUUCAGACUCGUUAAAGAUCGAAUUUUGAGUAGGAUUUUCUUGAUUUGAAGAGUUUGGUUUGUAGAUUUGGAGAAAAGUUUAUCUUUGGCUAGUUAUGGCCACGGGUAGACUUGUUGCUGGGUCUCACAAUAGGAACGAGUUUGUGUUGAUCAAUGCUGAUGAAAAUGCACGGAUAAAGUCUGUGCAAGAAUUGAGUGGACAAAAAUGUCACAUUUGUGGAGAUGACAUUGAGAUUACAGUGGAUGGAGAGCUAUUUGUUGCCUGCAACGAAUGUGCAUUCCCCGUUUGUAGGCCUUGCUAUGAGUAUGAAAGAAGAGAAGGAAACCAAGCUUGCCCUCAGUGUAAAACCAGAUACAAGCGUCUUAAAGGUAGCCCUCGGGUUGAGGGUGAUGAAGAAGAAGAUGACAUUGAUGAUAUCGACAAUGAAUUUGAGUAUGGAAACUAUGAUGCCUUGGGCCCACAUCAAGUCAAUGAAGGAAUGCUCCCUGCCCGCCAUGGUUCACAAUAUCAUUCUUCUGCAAUCCCGGAACGUGAAUCCUCUCCCCCUGGUUCUGAAAUCCCUCUCUUGACCUAUGGCGAGGAGGAUUCUGAGAUUUCUUCUGGUCGUCAUGCUCUUAUUGUACCACCAUUUAUGGGUCAUGGAAACAGAGUCCAUCCAAUGCCUUAUUCUGAUUCAUCCACACCUUUGCAACCCAGACCAAUGGUUCCUAAGAAAGAUAUUGCAGUAUAUGGAUAUGGAAGUGUAGCCUGGAAGGAUCGGAUGGAAGAUUGGAAGAAGAAGCAGAAUGAUAAACUUCAAGUAGUAAAGCAUCAGGGAGGCAAUGAUGGCGGAGACUUUGGAGAUGAGCUAGAUGAUCCAGAGUUACCAAUGAUGGAUGAAGGCAGACAGCCACUGUCAAGGAAGAUGCCAAUCUCUUCUAGCAAGAUAAGCCCAUACAGAUUGCUCAUAGUACUCCGUCUUGUAAUCCUGGGCUUAUUUUUUCAUUAUAGACUUCUACAUCCUGUUAACGAUGCAUAUGGCUUAUGGUUGACAUCAGUUAUUUGUGAAAUAUGGUUUGGUGUAUCAUGGAUUCUUGAUCAGUUUCCCAAAUGGUAUCCUAUACAUCGAGAAACAUACCUUGAUCGGUUAUCACUGAGGUAUGAAAAAGAAGGAAAGCCAUCUGAACUAGCUAAUAUAGAUGUAUUUGUUAGUACAGUGGACCCUCUGAAAGAACCUCCCCUCAUCACUGCAAAUACAGUUUUAUCAAUUCUUGCUGUUGAUUAUCCAGUCGAUAAGGUUGCAUGCUAUGUCUCUGACGAUGGUGCUGCCAUGCUUACUUUUGAAGCACUCUCCGAGACAUCAGAAUUUGCUAGAAAAUGGGUUCCCUUCUGUAAGAAAUAUAAUAUUGAGCCUAGGGCCCCAGAAUGGUAUUUCUCUCAGAAAAUGGACUAUCUGAAAAAUAAAGUUCAACCAGCAUUUGUUAGGGAAAGACGAGCAAUGAAGAGAGACUAUGAAGAAUUUAAAGUCAGAAUAAAUGCAUUAGUAGCCACUGCACAAAAGGUUCCCGAGGACGGGUGGACAAUGCAGGAUGGGACUCCAUGGCCUGGGAACAAUGUGCGGGACCAUCCUGGCAUGAUUCAGGUCUUCCUUGGUAAUAAUGGUGUUCGUGAUCUUGAAGGAAAUGAGUUACCUCGUUUAGUUUAUGUGUCUCGUGAGAAGAGACCUGGCUUUGAUCACCACAAAAAGGCUGGUGCCAUGAAUGCUUUGAUGCGAGUUUCAGCAGUUAUUUCAAAUGCUCCUUAUCUACUCAAUGUUGAUUGUGAUCACUACAUCAACAACAGCAAGGCACUUAGAGAAGCAAUGUGCUUCAUGAUGGACCCUACAUCAGGAAAGAAAGUCUGCUAUGUCCAGUUCCCUCAAAGAUUUGAUGGGAUUGAUCGUCAUGAUCGAUACUCAAAUCGGAAUGUUGUGUUCUUUGAUAUCAACAUGAAAGGAUUAGAUGGUAUACAAGGACCAAUAUACGUCGGAACUGGGUGUGUUUUCAGAAGGCAAGCACUUUAUGGAUAUGAUGCACCUACCAAAAAGAAGCGGCCAAGUAGGACCUGCAAUUGUUGGCCAAGAUGGUGCUGCCUGUGUUUUGGUUCUAGAAAGAAAAAGAACACAAAAACAAAGAAAGAGAAAAAGAAACCAAAACACAGGGAAGCAUCCAAGCAGAUUCACGCUCUUGAAAAUAUUGAAGAGGGAAUUGGAGAAUUGAAUCCUGAAAAGGCAUCCAAUAUGUCGCAAGUGACAUUGGAGAAGAAGUUUGGGCAGUCUCCUGUGUUUAUAGCAUCCGCAAUUCUAGAGAAUGGUGGAGUUCCUCACAAUGUUAGCCCUGCAUCUCUACUAAAAGAAGCCAUUCAAGUCAUCAGCUGUGGUUACGAGGAUAAAACAGAAUGGGGAAAAGAAGUUGGAUGGAUAUAUGGUUCAGUUACUGAGGAUAUUCUGACUGGAUUCAAAAUGCACUGCCAUGGCUGGCGGUCUGUAUACUGCAUGCCCAAAAGACCCGCAUUCAAGGGUUCAGCUCCGAUUAACCUCUCAGAUCGUCUGCACCAAGUUCUUCGUUGGGCACUUGGAUCAGUUGAGAUCUUCUUGAGUAAACAUUGUCCAAUUUGGUAUGGCUAUGGAGGUGGAUUAAAGUGGUUGGAACGCUUCUCUUAUAUAAACUCGGUUGUAUAUCCUUGGACCUCCCUUCCGUUGCUUGUCUACUGUUCUUUGCCUGCCAUCUGUCUACUCACUGGGAAAUUUAUUGUCCCCGAGAUCAGCAACUAUGCAAGCAUUCUUUUCAUGGCUCUCUUCAUAUCUAUAGCAGCAACUGGUAUCCUUGAGAUGCAGUGGGGUGGAGUCAGGAUUGAUGACUGGUGGAGAAAUGAGCAGUUCUGGGUGAUUGGAGGUGUCUCAUCACAUCUCUUUGCUCUUUUCCAGGGUCUGCUCAAAGUUUUGGCUGGUGUCAACACAAACUUCACGGUCACCUCAAAGGCUGCCGAUGAUGGAGAGUUCUCAGAGCUGUACAUCUUCAAAUGGACAUCACUCUUGAUCCCUCCCAUAACCCUGUUGAUAGUAAACCUAGUUGGUGUUGUGGUUGGGAUUUCUGAUGCCAUCAAUAAUGGUUAUGAUUCAUGGGGUCCACUCUUUGGUAGGCUAUUUUUUGCUCUCUGGGUCAUCAUCCACUUGUACCCCUUCCUCAAAGGUAUGCUUGGAAAACAAGACAGAAUACCCACAAUUAUUGUGGUCUGGUCCAUUCUUCUGGCCUCAAUCUUAACUCUCAUGUGGGUGAGAAUAAAUCCAUUUGUUUCAAAAGAUGGCCCUGUCUUGGAAAUCUGUGGUCUAAACUGUGAUUAGGAUACACAUUAAAAUAAAAGAAGCCUAGGUUUGUUCCAGUCUCUGUUCUUCAUUCUGUGUUGCAGAAGCGAUUCGUUCCUCUAACUUUGAGAUGUUUCACUCCAUUCCAGAUGGGAGGGACUAAGAAAUUUUUGUGGGUUUAAUUAUAUAUAGUAUGGGGGUGUAGAUAAAGAGGGGUUGGGGGGAUGAUACAUUGCUAUUUGUUUUAUUAAUUCUUUUAUUUUUGUUUCUGUGGGGUCUUUGUAGGGUUUUGCUUUGUUUUGUUGAUCUUGUUAGAUUCUGUAUCUUAGGACAACAUUGGAUUAUUAUUUAUUCCCUUAGUCUUAAAAAAAAUAGGGGCUACAUACGGGUGUCUCAAGAAAUCAGAAUUGGUUCUUGUUCAUCAAUGUACUGGUAUCUGCAUACCACUCAUUCGAACUUAUUUUGCCAUAAAUGUGUUACUUCUAAUUUUAAAAAAUAGAACUUAUGGGAUCUACUUUGUUUCUUU